AUGGAAGAUGAGCAGACAAGUGGUCGAGAAGCUAACAAAAUUUGUGGUGUUUGUGGAGACCGAGCUUUGGGAUAUAAUUUUAAUGCUGUGUCAUGUGAAAGCUGCAAAGCUUUUUUUAGAAGAAAUGCUCUAAAAAAUAAGGAUUUUAGGUGUCCAUUUUCUGAAAACUGUAACGUCACACCGGUAACGCGGCGAUUUUGUCAAAAAUGCCGGCUGGACAAGUGCUUCAGUAUCGGCAUGAGGAAGGAAUAUAUAAUGACAGAAGAAGACAAGGUCCUUAAGCGACAGAAAGUGGAGCAAAAUAGAGCAAAAAAAAGGUCGUCUGACGAGAUACGAGGUCCCAAAAUGAAGAGAGAAAUUAUUGAAGAUGCUAACUUUGACGACACUUCAAUGUCGGUAGCUUCAGUAGCUUCGACAGUGUCUGAGACUUACUUCUGGGAGUCUGAUAAAAAGUACACUGACUUAGACGGGAACAGAGAGCGUACUAUUGAGAGUAUGAGUCCAACCACUGCUGCAAGUGUACCUAGUCCUUCUAGCCCUCCAGAGAAUCGAGAUAUAAUUGGUUCUAAAACACUGGACAUGCUUAAAGAUUCCUCGCAGCCGAGUCAGUCAUUUAAAAAAUGCAGUACUCAUUUAUCUACAAAGAAUCCUUGCAGUUCAGAGAAACUUAUUACGUGUAAUGUAAUAGAGUCACUGAAUAAUGAAGAGUAUUCUCACCUUGAUAAUUGUGGAGUUAGCAGCAGGUUAGAUGAUAAUUUGGUAUUAUCUAGAGACAAGCCUGAAAGUUCAGUGAUUGAAGAUUGUACAAAAAAUGGACAAAAAAAUUCAUCAAUUUUUGCUGAAAAAUUGACAAUAAAAUCGGACUUUUUUAUUAAAAUUCUUCAAGAUAAUCCUCAGCUUGUUGCUAAAUUUUUAGAAGACAAAAGUACUGUUUCUAAGAUGAUGUCAGAGCCGCAAGUAGCAAUUAUGUUGGCGAAUGAUCCACAGGUAUCGAGGCUUUUAGAGCUUGAUAGUGAUGAAUCUAGUAAAUUAAAUAAUUUAACGACUAGUAGAGGCUCUAAUAAUAUUAUUUGUAAUUUAUUGGAUUCAGAGCAGCAAAAUAGUGAUAAUCCUAUUUUAACUAAUUUAAUUACAAGCCAUAAGUCUAGUGAAAGUGAUAAUAAAGUUGAUGAGUUUAAUGGUGGCAAUGACUGGAGUAGAGAGACCGAUGAUGUAACUAGGGAUGUAGUUCAAGAUGUUCAAAGAAUUCCUAUAGCGGCCAAUUCGAUAGAAUCGAUACUCUGUGAGGCUAUUAAAUUAGAAUUUUCAGCUUAUUCAGCUUUAAGAGGGAAUCAAAAUAGUCGAGAAUUGAAUGAUGCUGAACGGGCUAAGUUAAAUGAGUUAAUUGUUGCUAAUAAAGCACUGCUUGCGCCUUUAGAUGAUGAUAUUACCAAUUUGAUUGGUGAAGAGUGUCGAUUCAAGGGUACUGCCGAAUAUUCUGAUCCGAUGCUUUUAGAUGUUAUAAAUUUGACAGCAGUAGCGAUUAGAAGAUUAAUAAAAAUGGCUAAAAAAAUAAAUGCUUUCAAAAAUAUGUGCCAGGAAGAUCAACUGGCUCUUUUAAAAGGCGGCUGCACUGAAAUGAUGAUCUUGCGGUCAGCAUUGAAUUAUGAUUCUGAUAAAAAUAUGUGGAAAAUACCUCACAGUCAAGAAAAAAUGUCGAAAAUAAAAGUUGAAGUACUGAAAGAAGCCAAAGGUAAUCUUUAUUCUGAACAUGCAAGAUUUGUUGGGACUUUUGAUCCUCGUUGGCGUGAUGAAAAUAUUAUUUUAAUACUAAGUGCCAUUGCUUUAUUUACACCCGAUAGACCACGUGUUGUUCACAGCGACGUAAUUAAAUUAGAACAGAAUUCUUAUUAUUAUUUAUUAAGAAGGUAUUUAGAAAGUAUAUAUCCAGGAUGUGAAGCAAAAUCGACGUUUUUAAAGCUCAUACAAAAAAUAUCCGAGCUUCAUAGGCUUAAUAAUGAAGUUGUCGAUGUCUAUUUAAAUGUAAACCCUUCAAGUGUUGAGCCAUUAUUAAUUGAAAUAUUUGAUUUAAAUCACUAG
Molecule: messenger RNA, 2079 nt
Organism: Cotesia congregata
Lineage: Eukaryota; Metazoa; Arthropoda; Insecta; Hymenoptera; Braconidae
Source: the annotation of a GenBank genome assembly